CCCCUGAAGGACUCACACCUACAAUCCCCUGGAGGACUCACACCUACAAUCCCCUGGAGGACUCACACCUACAAUCCCCUGGAGGACUCACACCUACAAUCCCCUGGAGGACUCACACCUACAAUCCCCUGGAGGACUCACACCUACAAUCCCCUGGAGGACUCACACCUACAAUCCCCUGGAGGACUCACACCUACAAUCCCCUGGAGGACUCACACCUACAAUCCCCUGGAGGACACACACCCACAAUCCCCUGGAGGACUCACACCCACAAUCCCCUGGAGGACUCACACCCACAAUCCCCUGGAGGACUCACACCCACAAUCCCCUGGAGGACUCACACCCACAAUCCCCUGGAGGACUCACGCCCACAAUCCCCUGGAGGACUCACACCCACAAUCCCCUGGAGGACUCACACCCACAAUCCCCUGGAGGGCUAACACCCACAAUCCCCUGGAGGGCUAACACCCACAAUCCCCUGGAGGACUCACAGCCACAGUCCCUCUGAUGGACUUUCUUACAGUUUUGUAACUGUUGCAUGUUUAGCAGCCGGAGCUUUGGGCACGGAUAGUUUCUCGAAGGAGGCAGCAGCCAUGUCGAGUCCGGGGGAGAGUCUAUCAUCAGAGGGCAGCAGCUCAUUGUUACCGCCCUGCCUAGGUCUGCCCGAGAGAAACAUGGGACACAGGGCCGGGGCUGCCUGGGAGAUGGAGGACACCAAGCCCUGCAUGGAGGCUCUGGAGCAUUGUGGGUUUCCAGGCCUCUACCUGUCCUGCUUCGACAUGCUCUUUACGGAGGACUCCGCCUGGCUGGUGAAGGUGUCCGAGGCCUCCCCGGGUCUGGCCUGCGCCAUGCCUGUCCCUGUACCCAGGACGGCGCAAGGAGAGGAGCCAGAGCAGUGCCCCGUCAUCGACAGCCAGGCCCUGGGGCUCUCCCCGGGGCUAGAGGGCCCGGAGGAGGAGCGAUCCCUGGAGCAGGUCCAGAGCAUGGUGGUCGGAGAGGUUCUGAAGGACAUCGAGACGGCCUGCAAGCUGCUCAACAUCACCCCAGACCCCAUGGAGUGGAGCUCGGGGAACGUUCAGAAGUGGUUGCUGUGGACAGAGCAUCUGUACAGACUGCCUCAGGCUGGAAAGACCUUCCAGGAGCAGACUGGGAAAGACCUGUGUGCCAUGAGUGAAGAGGACUUCAGGCAGAGGGUCCCUCAGUGUGGAGACACUCUGCACGCCCACCUGGACAUCUGGAAGUCAGCUGCCUGGAUGAAAGAGAGGUGUUCAGUUGGAGACAGCAAAAUCACAGGCGGAGAAGAGCUGUGGUUGGAGGCAGACUCGUCGUGCUCAGGCCAGCCCAUCCACCUGUGGCAGUUCCUCAGAGAGCUGCUCCUCAAGCCCCACAACUACGGACGCUGCAUCCGCUGGCUCAACAAGGAGAAAGGUAUUUUCAAAAUCGAGGACUCUGCUCAUGUGGCAAGACUCUGGGGACGGAGGAAGAACCGACCAGCGAUGAACUAUGACAAGCUGAGCCGCUCCAUACGGCAGUAUUACAAGAAGGGCAUCAUCCGCAAGCCUGAUGUCUCCCAGAGACUGGUCUACCAGUUUGUCCACCCAGUAUAAGGGGAAGGAGGAGGACAAAGGCCUACAAAGAAAGGGCCACACGAUCACACCUUGGUCUUGAACAUUACACAACUAAGCUGAAAAGGGGUAAAACACAUGCACUGGCCAAUCCCUGUCAGUACACAUACCCUUUGCCAGUACGGAAGUGUCAGCUGCCAAAGCUGGCAAAUGAAGAUUUUAUUUUUUUAACGCAGAGAAUGUUAAGUGAUCUUUCUGGACUGCCCCCCCCCCCGACAUUUGAACUGCCUUUUUAAUCUGCAUGAUCUGCCUGUCCUUGUUUUCCUAUUGUGUAAUUUAACCAAUGAUCCGUAUCUUAAAACUACACUGUAGAAUGAAUAACAGUUUGUUGUUUGUUAAUUGAUCAGAUCUGGUCCCCGUCCUUCGUCUGGGAAUGUAUUUAGAAGUUUUGCUUCAGUAGCAUUCAGUUCUGGCUGUUAUCCAGAGGAACAAACAGCUCCCUCUUUUUUUACUCAUCACAUGGCACACUUCGGAAUUCUCCCGAAAGGCAUUUACAAUAGAAAAUUAGAGCAGUUCACUGAACCUGAAUGGGAGUGCAUCAACAACUCCUUGGCAGCAAACUCAUACAGCCACCACAGUCAUCCGACCCUCUCCUAUAUGCAUGCUCCAUUAACUUACAGUGGCAAGACAAAGUAUGUGAACCCUUUGGAAUUACCUGGAUUUCUGAAUAAAUUGGUCAUAAAAGUAGACAAACACAGUCUGCUUAAACUAAUAACACACAAACAAUUAUACGUUUUCAUGUCUUUAUUGAACACAACAUGUACACAUUCACAGCGUAGGGUGUAAUAAGGAUGUGAACCCUUGCAUUUAAUAACUGGUUGACCCUCCUUUGGCAGCAAUAAACUCAACCAAACAUUUUCUGUAGUUGCAGAUCAGACCUGAGCAACGGUCAGGAGAUAUUGUGGACCACUCCUCUUUACAAAACUGUUUCAGUUCAACAAUAUUCUUAAGAUGUCUGUUGUGAACCGUUUUCGAGGUCAUGCCACAGCAUUUUAAAUCGGGAUGAGGUCAGGACUCUGACUGGGCCACUCCAGAAGACGUAUUUUCUUCUGUUGAAGCCAUUCUGUUGUUGAUUUACUUCUGUGUUUUGGGUCGUUGUCCUGUUGCAUCACCCAACUUCUGUUGAGCUUCAAUUGUCGGACAGAUAGCCUUACAUUCCCCUGCAAAAUGUCUUGAUAAACUUGGGAAUUCAUUUUUCCAUCGAUGAUAGCAAGCUGUCCAGGCCCUGAGCCCCAAACCAUGAUGCUCCCUCCACCAUACUUUUCAGUUGGGAUGAGACUUUGAUGUUGGUGUGCUGUGCCUUUUUUUCUCCACACAUAGUGUUGUGUGUUCCUUCCUUCCAAACAACUCAACUUUAGUUUAAUCUGUCCACAGAAUAUUUUGCCAGUAGCGCUGUGGAACAUCCAGGUGCUCUUUUGCAAACUUCAGACGUGCAGCACUGUUUUUUUUGGACAGAAGUGACUUAUUCCAUGGUGUCUUCCCAUGAACACCAUUAUUGCUUCGUGUUUAACGUAUGGUAAACUCGUCAACAGAGAUGUUAGCAUGUUCCAGAGAUUUCUGUAAGUCUUUAGCUGACACUCUAGGAUUCUUCUUAACCUCAUUGAGCAUUCUGCACUGUGCUCUUGCAGUCAUCUUUGCAGGACGGCCACUGCUAGGGAGAGUAGCAACAGUGCUGAACUUUCUACAUUUAUAGACAAUUUGUCUUACUGUGGACGGAUGAACAUCAAGGCUUUUAGAGAUACUUGUGUAACCCUUUCCAGCUUAAUGCAAAUCAACAAUUCUUAAUCUUAGGUCUUCUGAGAUCUCUUUUGUUCGAGGAAUGGUUCACAUCAGGCAAUGCUUGUGAGUGUUUUUUUAUAGGGCAAGGCAGCUCUAACCAACAUCUCCAAUCUUGUCUCAUUGAUUGGACUCCAAUUAGCUUUUGGAAAAGUCAUUAGCCUAGGGGUUCACAUACUUAUUCCAACCUACACUGGGAAUGUUUUAAUGAUGUAUUCAAUAUAGACAAGAAAAAUACAAUAAUGUGUGUGUUAUUAGUUUAAGCACACUGUGUUUGUCUAUUGUUGUUGUGACUAAGAUGAAGAUCAGAUCAAAAAAUCCUACAAUGUGAUUUUCUGGAUUUUUUUCUCCUUUUGUCUGUCAUAGUUGAAGUGUACCUAUGAUGAAAAUUACAGGCCUCUCUCAUCUUUUUAAGUGGGAGAACUUGCACAAUUGGUGGCUGACUAAAUACUUUUUUGCCCCACUGUAUAUACAUACAUUCACAUAUAUAAACUCAGCAAAAAUAGAAAUGUCCUCUCACUGUCAACUGCGUUUAUUUAUGUGUAAAUAAUUGUAUGAACAAGAUUCAACAACUGAGACAUAAACUGAACAAGUUCCACAGACAUGUGACUAACAGAAAUGGAUUAAUGUGUCCCUGAACAAAGGGGGGUCAAAAUCAAAAGUAACAGUCAGUAUCUGGUGUGGCCACCAGCUGCAUUAAGUACUGCAGUGCAUCUCCUCAUGGACUGGACCCGAUUUGCCCGUUCUUGCUCUGAGAUGUUACCCCACUCUUCCACCAAGGCACCUGCAAGUUCCUGGACAUUUCUGGAGGGAAUGGCCGUAGUCCUCACCCUCUGAUCCAACCAGAUGUGUUCAAUAGGAUUGAGAUCCUGGCUCUUCGCUGGCCAUGGCAGAACACUGGCAUUCCUGUCUUGCAGGAAAUCACGCACAGAACGAGCAGUAUGGCUGGUGGCAUUGUCAUGCUGGAGGGUCAUGUCAGGAUGAGCCUGCAAGAAUGGUACCACAUUAGGGAGGAUGAUGUCUUCCCUGUAACACACAGCGUUGAGAUUGCCUGCAAUGACAACAAGCUCAGUCCAAUGAUGCUGUGACACACCGCCCCAGACCCUCCACCUCCAAAUCGAUCCCGCUCCAGAGUUCAGGCCUCGGUGUAACGCUCAUUCCUUUGACGAUAAACGUGAAUCUGACCAUCACCCCUGGUGAGACAAAACCGCGACUUGUCAGUGAAUAGCACUUUUUGCCAGUCCUGUCUGGUCCAGUCCUGUCUGGGUUUGUGCCUGUAGGCAACGUUGUUGCCGGUGAUGUCUAGUGAGGACCUGCCUUACAACAGGCCUACAAGCCAUCAGUCCAGCGUCUCUCAGCCUAUUGCGGACUUUCUGAGCACUGAUAGAGGGAUUGUGCGUUCCUGGUGUAACUCAGGCAGUUGUUGUUGCUAUCCUGUACCUGUCGCUCAGGUGUGAUAUUCAGAUGUACCUAUCCUGUGCAGGUGUUGUUACACAUGGUCUGCCACUGCGAGGAUGAUCAGCUGUCCAUCCUGUCUUAUGCAGCUCACAGUACGGACAUUUAAAUGUAUUGCCCUGGCCACAUCUGCAGUCCUCAUGCCUCCUUGCUGCAUGCCUAAGAUACGUUCACACAGAUGAAUAGGGACCCUGGGCAUCUUUCUUUUGGUGUUUUUCAGAGUCCGUAGAAAGGCCUCUUUAGUGUCCUAAGUUUUCAUAACGGUGGCCUUAAUUGCAUACCGUCUGUAACCUGUUAGUGUCUUAAAAACCGCUCCACAGGUGCAUUUUCAUUCAUUAUUGAUGGUCAUUGAACAAGCAUGGGAAGCAGUGUUUUAACCCUUUACAAUGAAAAUCUGUGAAGUUAUUUGGAUUUUUACAAAUUAUCUUUGAAAGACAGGGUCCUGAAAAAGGGACGUUUCUUUUUUUGCUGAGUUUAUAUACAUACACACAUACUUUUUUUAGAAUAUACCUUUAUUAUUCCCCGCUAACCAUACCACCCCUCCCCCAAUUGGAGUAAACUAAUAAACAAUAAUAUUUAGGCUUCUACCUUCAGUUUAUACAUAUUAUACACAUUUUACAGGCACAAUCUAUUUUACAAUAGUUAUAUUUUGUUUGUUUUUAGUCCUUCCUCUUCUGAUUUCUAUUUGUAACUGUACUAUUUCACAACAUUUCUGAACCUACAGUAUAUACAUUUUACAGGCCCAGUAUAUUUUACAUUGGUUAUCUUGUUGUUAUUAGUCCCACCCUUCAGCUCCAUUCAACACCUCCCAUCUAUUUCUUAACACCAUCCAUUUUGGAUUUCUCUUUGCCAUAUAUUUUUUAACUGUGCUGUGAUACUUCACAAAAGUACUGAACAUUUCUAUUGUCAUAGCUUGUCAAUUAAAGAUAAAAAAUGUUGCUCAAAUAAUUAUUAUAUUAUUGAUUGAUUGACUAUGACUUUUCAAAUCGCCCAGUGUUGCUAUCUGCUGCGUUUGUUCUAGGUAAACGUUGCAAUUCUUCAGCCAUUCCUGUACCUGUGACCCAAAACGAGCUACAUAUGGACAGUACCAAAAUAAGUUAUCUAAUGACUCUGCCUCCUCACAGCAAAAUCUGCAGAGAUGGGAAGAUUGUGUCCCCCCCCCCAUAUAUAUAUAUAUAUAUAACAUUUUAUUGGUUGCAAGAAUUUAAAAUAAAAAAAA
Oncorhynchus nerka (sockeye salmon) is the source of this 6075-nucleotide messenger RNA. RefSeq names its product SAM pointed domain-containing Ets transcription factor-like. Gene Ontology annotation, cellular component: nucleus. Gene Ontology annotation, biological process: cell differentiation; regulation of transcription by RNA polymerase II. The transcript has 6 exons. NCBI's taxonomy places the organism in Eukaryota, Metazoa, Chordata, Actinopteri, Salmoniformes, Salmonidae. The record is from RefSeq and is a predicted model, not a curated record. The coding region runs from base 594 to 1607 and encodes 337 amino acids. Gene Ontology annotation, molecular function: DNA-binding transcription factor activity, RNA polymerase II-specific; sequence-specific DNA binding.